AUGACUGGCACAGUAGGAAGAACGGCAAAGAAAUUCAAGUGCCGUGUCACGAGAGCUCCGAGCAGCCCGGACAGCGCCGCGUCGGUGCGCUGCAGCCGCAACUACACUCUACCAGAGCCCGUGCCCGACUUCUCACUGUCUGUGGAUCGCGCAUCCAAAUCCUUCAACGUCACGGUGCGGUCGGAGAGCAAAGUCGGCGCGAGGUGGUGCUACAAGCAGAGCGCGCACUACUGCGUCCAACGCCGCCCUUCCAACAUCACCGUUAUCGAUCCGUCUCGGACCCGCUCGGCCCUGCUCAGCUUCCCGUACGCGCUUCCUUGCGUCUGCGUGCAAGUAUGUUCGUCUCCCGUCCAUUUUCACGCCGCCGCUCCGCACGAGUCGCCGAUCUCGCUCGACAUCGUCGUCAUCGACCGAAUGUGAACCGCGGUCCCUCUCGCCGACGCGGGCGACGCGUGGCUGUCUUCCGCCGUCACGCUGUACGAGUCCAGCCUGACUUGGAGCUCGGUGUGCCCCGCCCGCGGCUUCCCCGUCUCGGCGUCCCUCUGCUGGAGGCUCGGCCCGGACGUCUGCGUCCCCUCGCCCGACUCCGCCCUCCCCGCGCGGGAAGACGGCACCGACCUGAUCUUCGACAUCUCCGCGGUGGACCGACACCCUCGGAUCUGCGUGAAGUUUUCCCUGGCGGGCAGCCACAACAUCUCGUGCCCCUUCCAGGCCGAGACCCCGUCGUGGCACGUUUCCCUCCAAGCCGGCCCGGGCGCGCUGUCCGUCCACGUCAAGUCGUCCGCGGCCGCCACCUUCCGGGCUCAGACGUGCGUGCCCGGCGCGAGGGAAUGCGCGGCCCGCGGGCCCGUCCGCACAGUCGCGGCGGAGGCCGCGUCCACGAGCCGGAUCGACGUGCCUCUCGGCUCGGCGGGAGAGGGAGCGUGCGUGCAGGUAACGUCGCAGCGGCGCCGAACGCCGCCUUGCUUUCGCGUCUCAUGGCUUGAACUCGCGCAGGUGUGGCGGUCCUUUCCCGCCCUGAAGGGCCGAAGAAUUGCGUGCCCGCACCGUGAGUACGCUCGGCGCCGCGCUUGUCGUUCCCCAUUGGACCGGUCGUGCGCCGCCUCUGUUUGUGCAGACCCUCGCGGCAGGUGGGGCGCGCGGGCGGCGCCGGCGGCUUUCUUCCUGCUCGCCGCGUUGGCGUUUUUGGCCAUUUUUCUCCACUCUCUCGUGACAACGGGAGCGACGGCUCGGCUGUCCAUCCGCAAGCCGGUGUUGCUGGUGUGCUCGUCGGAGAGGUCGCGGCACAUUUCGGCCGCCUGCGCUCUGGCUUCUCUGCUCCGCGGCGAUCUGAGCGCCACGGUGCACCUGGCCCCGGGCGGGGCGGGCGCCGGCCCCGAGAGCGGCGUGGCCGACCUGGGCCCGCUGCCCUGGCUGUACGGGCAGUGGGAGGCCGUGCGCGAGGCGCGAGGAAAAGUCUUAAUCAUCUGGAGUCCCGAGGCCAACGGGACGUACGGCGAGUGGAGGCGGCGGCGGCGCGGCGGCAAAGACGAGGCCGAUGACCGUUCCCCGCGCCACGCCGGACGACCGGGGCAGCCGGAGAAAGAUGGCGCCGAGGCGUGCGAGGACACGGAGCUGGCAACAGAGUACGAGCCCUCCGCCGUCAUCCAAGCCGUGUUCGCGGCCGCUCUGACGUGUCUGGAGGGGGCGCUGCGCCGGCGCAAAGGCGGAGAAGUCGCCUUGGUCUACUUCCGAGGCCUGGGCCGCAGCGGGGACAUCCCUCGGAGCUUUCGACACGUCCCUCGCUACUGCAUCCCGCGGGACUUGGGCGGCCUCAUCCGGGAGCUCGGAGGCCUGAGGGCGACGGAAAAGACGCGACGGUGGCGCUGUCUGCGCAGACUGCUUGCGAAGGGGGCGUCCGUGUGGCUGGUGCGGCGGUUGACCCGCAGACUGCAGACGCUGCUGCCUCCCGUGCAAAAGAGGAAAGGCCCGAGGUGACCAAUGGUCUCCUCCGUCGGGAUUGGGAAAAAAAAAACGCCGCAUAGCAUUCAGGGGAGGGUCCAAGUUCUUGCCUUCAGUCAAAAAGGAAACAAAGCGAAAGCGCAGAAGCACCGGUCAAGCUGCCCUGGUGUGAGUCCCGAUGUUCUCGUGGAAUGCCUGCGAGUUCUCGGUGACGGCAACUCAACCUUUGGUUUCCUUUGCCGCGUCAGGUAAGGCAAAAUACGUAGUUUCUCGCUGACAAUCUCGGUCCGAGGCGCAGACCCUUCACUCGCUGCUGUACUGAGCCGCCGCCGAGCCCAUUUCAGGCCGAUAGCGUACAAAUGAGCCGGCGGCAAGACGAUGUCAAUGAGCGCGGACUGGAAGCGGCAAAUGGAAUUGACCGACGACGUGAGGUGGUCGCCGGCCACUCAGAAGUACGACGCCUCUUCGGGUCAAGGCUCGGCUCGCCCGCUUGCGCCUCAAAGACGAAUGGCCCACUUUUGAAGA
Molecule: messenger RNA, 2466 nt
Organism: Hippocampus comes (tiger tail seahorse)
Lineage: Eukaryota; Metazoa; Chordata; Actinopteri; Syngnathiformes; Syngnathidae
Gene: il17re
Product: interleukin-17 receptor E
Exons: 10
Molecular function (GO): interleukin-17 receptor activity
Source: RefSeq, a predicted model, not a curated record